Messenger RNA from Castor canadensis (American beaver), 809 nucleotides. The record is from RefSeq and is a predicted model, not a curated record. Lineage: Eukaryota; Metazoa; Chordata; Mammalia; Rodentia; Castoridae.
UCCCAAUAGAAAUUCAAUGUCAUCGUUCCGUCCUGGGAGAGGACAUGACAGUCGGAGGACUGUGUUUUACACCAAUGAAGAGUGGGAACUUUUAGACCCACCCCCUAAGGACCUGGAGGAGUCGGUGGUACAGGAAGAAAGGAAGAAGCAGAUGCCUGAGGGAAACAAAGGAGUCACUGGCUCAGGAUUCCCCUUCGACUUUGGACGCAACCCCUACAAAGGAAAGCGCCCUUUGAAGGACAUAAUUGGGUCAUACAAAAAUCGUCACAGCAGUGGUGACCCUUCAAGUGAGGGGCUGUCAGGCAGUGGCAACAUCAGCGUACUCGCCUCUGAGAUGCAGCUGCAGGUUCAGAGCCAGCAGGAGGAGCUGGAACGGCUCAAGAAAGAACUGUCCAGUCAGAAGGAGCUGGUCCGGCUGCUCCAGCAGACUGUCCGCUCAUCCCAGUAUGACAAGUACUUCACGAGCAGUCGACUCUGUGAGGGGAUCCCAGGGGACACGCUGGAGCUGCUCCACCAAAAGGAUGAUCAGAUCCUGGGCCUCAGCAGCCAGCUGGAGAGGUUUACCCUGGAGAAGGAGAGCCUCCAGCAGGAAGUGAGGACGUUGAAGGGCAAGGUGGGCGAGCUCAACGAGCGGCUGGGCAUGCUGAUGGAGACCAUCCAAGCCAAGGACGAAGUCAUCAUCAAGCUCAGCGAGAGUGAGGGCAGCGUGGCCUCGCCCACCUCGGGGCCCUGCUCCCCCCUGGCAACCCCACCAGCAGGGACCAGCUGGAGCUGGACAGGCUAAAAGUAAGAGCAGGGCAGGGGCUCUG